GAUGAUGACAAAAGAAAAGAAAUAGAGGUACAAUAAUGCGAAGUUGCGAAGAAAUGGGACUCUUGAGAUCCUAUAUAAUUUAUCCAGUGACUCUUGACUUGAGAGACGACUCACAAGUGAAGUCAUUCAUAAACCUGUGAAAGAAAGCAGUUUCGAAAGCUUCCGGCAUCAUUCGACUUAUACAGUAAGCCAAGGAGUUGUUGAGUAAUUUGUUGUCUAGCUUGGACUGAAUUUGUCUAUCUUGAGCGUUUCCCUCGAAGCGAACAAUCUUUGUUCUACAAGGUUAUUCUUUGGAUAUAUUCCAGUUUCCAAGAUGUCGAGAAGUGUUAAAACAACUCCGAUAGGUAUUGAUCUUGGAACAACAUACUCGUGUGUUGCUGCUUGGUUUGAUCAACACAAUCGUGUUGAGAUCCUUCCUAAUGAACAGGGUAACAACAUUACCCCUUCAUGUGUGGCUUGUAACGGAAAAGAACUUUUAGUAGGUGAGGGUGCCAAAAAUCAGAUCACCAGGAACCCCACUCAUACCGUUUUUGAUGUUAAGCGUAUAAUGGGGAGCAGAUUCAAUGAUACAAGCUUACAAAAAGACAUAGAAUCAUGGCCUUUUAAGGUAAUACAAGGGUCUAGUGAUAAACCAUUGAUUGUACUUGAACAUAUGGGUGCAAACAAGGAGUUUUCGGCUGAAGAACUAUCUUCCAUGAUUUUAAAGAAGUUAAAAGAGGCAGCCGAGGCAUACCUUGGUACAACAGUUAGAGAUGCUGUGAUUACCGUCCCUGCAUAUUUUAGUGAUAAGCAACGACAAGCAACAAAGGAUGCUGGUACACUAGCUGGCCUCAAUGUCAUGCGUUUGAUCAGUGAGCCCACAGCAGCUGCAAUUGCCUACGGUCUAGACAAGAUUUCGGACCCAAACCACCCACAACAGAAAAACGUGUUUGUCUUUGAUUUAGGUGGAGGGACAUUUGAUGUGUCACUUCUUACUAUCAGCAGGGACGGAACCAUAAGUGUCAAAGCAGUGGGGGGUGACACUCAUUUGGGUGGAGAGGAUUUCGACAAGGCGAUGGUUGAUUAUUGUGUACAAGAAUUUAAGAAAAAACAAAAGAAAGAUAUCAGCAAAAGUGCAAGGGCAAUGGGGAGAUUGAAAGUUGCCUGUGAGAAAGCAAAGAGGGAUUUGUCUUCAACAGCCGAAACCUCGAUUGAUAUUGAUUGUUUGUGUGAUGGAGUCGAUUUUUCAAUGAAGGUCACCCGGGCGAAAUUUGAAGAUCUGAACGCUCGUUUCUUUACGAAGUGUAUUGAGCAUGUUGAAAAUUGUUUGAGAGAUGGCAAUAUGCACAAAAGUAAUGUGGAUGAUAUAGUUCUUGUUGGUGGGUCGACUAGGAUUCCCAAGGUACAACAAAUGUUGGGUGAGUUUUUUGACUGGAAACCACUUUGCAAGAGCAUUAAUGCGGAUGAAGCUGUUGCAUAUGGUGCAGCAGUAUUAGCUGCAAACUUAAGUGGUAAUGGCAAUAAAGCUGUGAAGGAUUUGAUACUCUUAGAUGUAACCCCUUUGUCCCUUGGUAUUACCACUGAAGGAGGAUAUAUGAGUGUUAUAAUCCCAAGGAACACACCAAUACCCAUCAUGAAGGAAAAAAAAUAUCACACAUCGUACGACAAUCAAGUAUCAGCCUCAGUGCGUGUGUAUCAAGGUGAGUGCGGUGAAACGAAAGACAACAUCUUCCUUGAUGAAUUCACUCUUCAUGGUGUUCCACCAGGUCCUAAAGGUAAAGAAAAAAUGAAGGUUUGCUUUAGUAUAGAUGCCAAUGGUAUUCUUGAUGUCUCGGCUGAGUUGGUAUCUACGGGUAAUAAAAGAAGUAUAGUAAUCGCUGGGAGUGGAAAUGUGUCCAAGGAUGACAUCGAGAAGAUGCUAAAAAAGGUUGAGCUUUGUUAGUGUCUCUACUUUCAUGAUGUUUUUAUUGUUCUUAUCAACGCUAAGUUCUAGUAUAUGUUGCUUUCGUUUUUGGAUAUCUAGACGAUGCCAACCGUUUUGGAAAUGCAUUUGAAUUUGCUAUGCUA
Molecule: messenger RNA, 2046 nt
Organism: Helianthus annuus (common sunflower)
Lineage: Eukaryota; Viridiplantae; Streptophyta; Magnoliopsida; Asterales; Asteraceae
Product: heat shock cognate 70 kDa protein
Exons: 4
Coding region: 314-1921 (535 amino acids)
Biological process (GO): cellular response to unfolded protein; protein refolding
Cellular component (GO): cytoplasm
Molecular function (GO): ATP hydrolysis activity; heat shock protein binding; ATP-dependent protein folding chaperone
Source: RefSeq, a predicted model, not a curated record